Messenger RNA from Vitis vinifera (wine grape), 1251 nucleotides. RefSeq lists its product as uncharacterized. NCBI's taxonomy places the organism in Eukaryota, Viridiplantae, Streptophyta, Magnoliopsida, Vitales, Vitaceae. The transcript is spliced from 2 exons. The coding region runs from base 602 to 1030 and encodes 142 amino acids. The record is from RefSeq and is a predicted model, not a curated record.
AUAUGGGUACCAGCAGCUGACACGUCAAGCACCCAGAAUUUUGGGGAAAGUUCCCUAAAAAGAUUGCCUUACCUGAAAUGACUACAUUUAAAAAAAUAUAUAUUAUUUUAUUUGAAAAUAAAAUUUUGAUUUCAAUUAAGGAAUCUUAACAUACUUUAAGAAUAAUCCUUAACAAAUUUUUAUUUUUAAGAAUAAAAAUAUUCAUUAUUAUUAUUUUCAAAAGCAUCAUUCUCGCAUUUUAAAAUAAAAAAUUAUUGUUAAUAUUUAUUAUUUUUAUUUUCAAAGUAAAAAAGGAAAAAAAAAAUUGACAGUUUUAAAAGGGCGAAACGGGUGACAGUGUUAUAGGGUCACAGGUGGGUGAGUCAAUCAGGGCUCUUUAAGAUAAACCCUCCUCCAGGGUUUUAGAGCUGCUGCUCUACAGGUGGAAUUUUUUCUUUCUGCUGUUUGGUUGCUGAGAAAGUGCUGGUAAAAAAGGGUGCGUUUGGAUAAUCGUGUUUGGGGUUACUAGGCUACUCUCGACCCUGGAAGUUGCCUCAAUCUCAUUUCUCUCACGUAUCGCGGUAUAGGCAAUAUAAGUAAUAAAAGGGGAAAUUGUGUAAGUAUGGCAAGCAUGUUCAUGGCACCUACCUUCAGUCUUCUUUCCGUCAAUAGAAGCAGCAGUGGAUGCAGAAAGCCAGACUGCACUCCUAGGCAGUAUCAUGCUAUAACAAUGAGGAUAGAGAAACCUCUGGAGGAGUUAUACAAUGUGAGGGUGGAAAGGCAAGUGUCACCAAAGCGACUGGAAGAGCUGGGGGUUUCACGAUGGUCGAUAUGGAAGACUGGCAAAUCUAGGUUGCCUUGGGAUUGGCAUGUGGACCAGUUGGUUUACAUUGAGGAAGGGGAGGUGAGGGUUGUGCCUGACGGAAGCAAAAAAUACAUGCAAUUUGUGGCAGGAGACCUUGUUCGCUAUCCCAAGUGGUUUGAGGCUGACCUCUUCUUCAAUGGUCCCUACCAGGAGCGCUACCGCUUCCGAGCAUAUGGGGAUGACUAGUAAUUCUGCAUUACAUUUUUUCUGAAAGUUUGUUUUGGGUUCUGAUAUCCUCUCUUCUCCUUUUUUAAUCUUGGGUUCCUCUAGAGAGAUACACACUCCCCUGUGAACUUAAGACCAGUUUUCUGAUGUAUAAGUGUAUCAAUUUUAGUUGCGGCCCAAGUGAAUAGAAAUGAAUCAGAAGUUAAUGUACACUUUGAUUAUGCAUUUUUUGUUUAAACCAA